Lodderomyces jiufengensis is the source of this 813-nucleotide messenger RNA. RefSeq lists its product as uncharacterized. NCBI's taxonomy places the organism in Eukaryota, Fungi, Ascomycota, Pichiomycetes, Serinales, Debaryomycetaceae. The transcript has a single exon. The coding region runs from base 1 to 813 and encodes 270 amino acids. The record is from RefSeq and is a predicted model, not a curated record.
AUGUACGGUUUUCGUGGUUCAGAAGAUGGUGAUAUAAGAUUAUUAUUUCAAAAAAAUAAGAAAUAUAAUAUUACUUUAGAAAAUGGAAAAGUUGUCAAUUACUUUACUAUUAAACCGACAUCAAAACCAUUACCAUUAAGUAAACCAUCAAAAAGAGAAGCAAUUAAACAUUUAUUCAAUAUUUCAAAACAUGGAUUUAGAAAUAAAUCAAGAAAUCCUCCAAGAUCAUUGUUAUUUGGCACUUCUAUAGUAAAUGAAGAUAAAGGGAAAGAAAAAGGAGAACAAAAGCAAGAGCAAAAUAUAGGAGAACAAGAUCAAGAAGAAGACAUGAGAGAAGACCAAGAAGAAGAAAAAGAAUUGGAAGUUAAUAUGAAAUUAUAUGAUUAUUCAAUUAAUGAAGAUAGUUGGGUCCAAAUGCAAAGAGAAAGAGAAGAAAGAAUUAUGGAAAUGAGUAGAGGAAGUUUAUUAUAUGCAAAUUCUAUUGAUGUUGAAGAUGUAAUUUUAGAUACUCCAUUAACACCUCCACAAGUUGCCGGUACAGCUGGUUUAUAUUCAAAUCAAGGAAAAAUGUAUACUUCAAUUUAUCAACAUUCAAAUGUUUGGGAAUCUAAUGCUGGUUUAGAUAAUAGUAGUAAUAAAUUAUCAAAUUCUACAAAUCAAUAUAAAUCAGAUGGAAAUGAUUAUGAACAUCAACCAAUUUCAGUCCAAGAUUUAAAUACUGAUGCUGAAGCUGUUGCACCAUCAAAUUACUUCAAUAAAUAUAAUGGUGUCCAAUCAUUAGAUGAUUAUCAAUAUAAUCCAUGGUUGAAUUAA